AUGGCGUUCGAGCUGCUGACAUCGUUCCCGAGUCGAGAGGAUAUGCGUGUGUUCAUUUAUCAGUGGUUGAAAAGAGAUGGUGCGCCGGGACCAGCACUGUGGACGUAUGUGCAGCUUGCAUGUCGAGAAGCUACAGCAGGAACGAGCGAGUUUCAGCAGUUUGCGGUCGCCAACUUGGCAAAGAUCUGGGAUGUGCUGCUAGACACGCUUGACAGCCGCAACGCGAGAGUGCUGCUGUACGAUUUGACGACGACUUUGGCUGUGUGCGUUGGACUGCAAGUGCUUGGCAGUUUCCCGGUAUUGGAAUCAGAUCGUAUCCGAAUUCUGCAGGGCCUUGAUGCACUUGCGCCAUCCUCGUCGCCACGCUCGAUAAGCCUAGCAUUCAUUAUUGUGGUGCUGUUGUGGCAACCGUUCGCUCCAUCGCUGAGUAAGGCGCCCGGUCAGCGCGAUGAGCACACUAAAAGUGCUGUGACUCUAUCUCAGCAGGUGCUGGUGUCACUGUUCCAUGCACGACAAGCUGGCGCUGGACCGCUGUUUGUGGUAUCAGCGGUGCUGUUCUACACUAAAGCUCCUGCUCUUGUACCUUUCCUCGCGUCGGUGAUUGGUUUUGAUGGAGACACACGCGACUCUUUCUCGACUUCCGCAUCAGGGUGUGGCAUUCAGGUGCAGCUGGCGUUGCGAGCGGAAUACCUCCAUGUGUUUGGGGAUGUCGUGCUUAAGCCUGUCCUGACGGAAAGUCUGCUGGCUCGCGAGGUGCUGGCAUUUCCGCCAGUAGCCCGUAUCUCGGCAUCAGAUGCAGCUAUUGCCACCGACGCGACUGCAGGGUACAAAACCGCUACGAAGCAAGACUUUCACGUGUGCGAAGCCUCGCGCGCGAGUGAUCACCAGGAGAACAAGCAACAGCAGCACAUGGCGGCAAAAGUGCGGGUCAAGCCGUCGCAUGCAUGGAGAGAUGGAGAAGUAGAGAUGGGCGACUUGCCAAGGCCACGUGCAGUGGUAACUGAGGCUGCUGGAGGUUCAAAGCAGACAGAACGUGCUCCGAUGUCCUUUCGGAUUGAACAGUCGAAGGUCCAGUCAGAGCUACACACUGAGCGGCAGACGCUGUUGCGAGCGAAAAAGACACGGUUGCGGGAAAUGGUAGAGACUGAACGAACAGCUGCGUACAAUACGCAGCACGAGCUGCAUGGCAUGCGGGAUGGGCGUCUUGCUCCGGGCAACAUGCCUGUCAAUGAUAUAACGACAGGUGCUGCUGCAUUGGAGAUUGUGGAUGAGUUCAUGAGAAGCCCUCUGAUGGACAAGUUCGGGUGA
Molecule: messenger RNA, 1308 nt
Organism: Hyaloperonospora brassicae
Lineage: Eukaryota; Oomycota; Peronosporomycetes; Peronosporales; Peronosporaceae
Source: the annotation of a GenBank genome assembly